AUGGCACCAAAUGCACAGAAACACCCGCCUGGAUCGAGGCAGACGAUGAUCCUGGUGAACAACCUGCAUUGCCCGUCCUGCGUCGUUAAUAUCGAAGAAACCCUUUCCGCUCUUGACCCGCCUCCGCUCUCCAUAUCAACCUCGAUUGUGCUACACGAGAUCAAGAUCGUCCACCCCGAUACGCUCAGUUCAUCCCGGAUUAUCCGUUCUCUCGCAGAUGCCGCCUUUGAGAUUGACAGCGUGCUGCCUUCGAACGAGAAACUUGACGAUGCUCCACGAUCAAACCCUCCGAAAACGGAUUUACAGAAGCUACAUAUCCAAAACUCGUGCGUGAGCAAGAUCACCGGUGCAAUACAGGAAAAGCCUUGGGUCCGAUCUGCAGAUGUCAACCUGUUAACCAGUAGUGCUUCUGCUAUCCUGCUGGAUGGGGCUCGCGUGGAUGAAGCUCUCAAGACUGUCAGAGACGCUGGAUAUAAUGCGGAACUGGUUGACAGGGAAGAGAUCCAGCCCCCCAAACCGAGCAAGCCUCCUGUUGCUCCAGCGGAUAUGUGGCGGGCAUCGUACGCCAUCGGUGGCAUGUCUUGCAGCUCCUGUGUUGGCAAUGUGACGGAUGCUUUGAACCAUUAUGACUGGAUCAUUAAGGUUCAUGUAAACAUUGUAUCCAACAGUGCGACGGUGGAGUUCCAAGGAAAGGGCCAUCUGGAACAGAUUGUCAAUAUCAUCCAGAGUCUGGGUUAUUCUGCGACGCUCAGUGACAUCGAUAACAUGGCUCCCUCGGACUAUGACGGCGAAAGCCCCAGGCAAUCGGUUACCAUUCAGAUAGACGGUAUGCACUGCGCACACUGUCCGAAGAGGGUCCUGGAGGCCCUGGCCACCUACUCAAAUCGAGUCGAGGUGACUGACCCUCCAACUGAGACAAGUUCUAAGCUCACGGUGAGCUACAUCCCGGAAGCUCCCCAUUUCACCAUCCGGCAUAUCCUUCAAACCAUUGCCGACGUCGACAAAGCUUUCACAGUGUCCAUUUACCAUCCACCAACACUGGAAGAGCGUUCACACGCGAUGCAUCGCCGACAGCAGUGGCAGAUCGCGAGUCGGCUAAUCUUGGCCGCUCUAUCUGCCAUCCCGACAUUUAUAAUCGGCAUCGUGUACAUGUCUCUGGUCUCCAAGGACAAUCCCGGCCGAAAUUAUCUCGAGGAGCCCAUGUGGUUUGGCCAGGCUACCCGAAGCGAGUGGGCUCUGCUGUUCACCUCCACGCCGGUUUACUUCUUUGCUACGGAUAUCUUCCACCGCCGCAUGCUCACGGAGCUCAAGGCGCUAUGGCGACCUGGUAGUCAGACGCCAAUCCUCCGCCGUUUCUACCGUUUCGGAAGCAUGGAUAUGCUCAUGUCUCUGGGAGCCUCGAUCGCGUAUUUCUCGAUUGCGUUUCUGGCUAUCAAUGCCUCUCGACCUGCCGACGAUGGUCAUUCGACUCAGAACAAGUCGUUUUUUGAUGCCGUCGUCUUCUUGACCAUGUUCCUGAUGAUUGGCCGCCUGCUCGAGGCGUACAGUAAAGCCAAGGCUGGUGACGCGGCGAGCUUGUUUAGCAAGCUGAGGCCCACGGAAGCUGUUUUUGUCGACCACGACGCAAGGAACGGUAACGCUACCGUCCCGAUUGACCAGCUCGAGAUUGGGGAUGUGGUACGGGUCGCGAAUGGGGCCUCUCCGCCUUAUGAUGGGAUCAUGCCUGACUGGAGAGUCGAAACCCGUUUCCAAAAAGAAAAAACUGACGACGACAUUUUCUCGGGAACGACCAACCAGGCGAACCCUAUCACCAUGAAACUCACCCGGCGGCCUGGGGACUCGAUUCUCGACCAGAUUAUCGACGCUGUUCGCCAAGGACAGACCCGGAGAGCCCCCAUCGAGCGUGUUGCAGAUGCGAUCACUGGAUUUUUUGUACCUAUGAUAACCCUAAUCGCCAUCUUGGAUUGGAUCAUCUGGUUGAGUCUCGGUGUAUCUGGCAGGCUGCCCGAGGAUUGGAUGGACAAUAACGUUGGCGGCUGGCCGUUUUGGUCGCUACAGUUCGCAAUCUCUGUCUUUGUGGUGGCCUGUCCCUGUGGUAUCGGCCUCGCUGCCCCGACCACUCUGUUUGUUGGCGGUGGUCUCGCGGCUAAAUAUGGCAUCUUGGUCAAGGGCGGUGGUGAAGCUUUUCAAGAAGCGAGUCAUCUCGACUGCAUUGUCUUUGACAAGACAGGGACGAUUACUGAAGGUGGGGAACUAGCGGUUACUGAUCACCAGACGCCCUAUGAAGGAGAAAUUGACAAUGUUUGGGGGGCGUUGUUGGAGCUCGAGCAGAACAGUAGCCAUCCCAUUGCACGAGCGAUGGUCUCUUUUGCUGCGUCGAUGAGCCCGCUUGCCCUUUGGGCUUCUGCUGUGAACGAAAUACCAGGAAAGGGGAUGAAGGGUUCGUUUCUAGCCACUGCCAGUACGGAGUCACAUCUCGACAUGAUUGUGGGAAAUGAGGCCUUGAUGCAUGAUCACGACGUAGCCAUUUCCUCCACCAAUGCUGCGGCACUGGACUCCUGGAAGUGCGAGGCGAAAUCCGUCGUCCUCGUUGCAGCGAAAACCCGUCCUAAUCCAACAACCAUGAGUACAGCGCCAUGGGAACUCGCCUUGGUGCUAGCCGUCGCCGAUCGCAUCCGACCAGAAGCCAGCGACAUCCUCCAAGCCCUACGAGAUCGAAAAAUCGUAGCAUGGAUGAUCUCCGGCGACAACCCAACAACAGCACACGCAGUGGGCAAGACCGUCGGAAUCCCACCCGAGAACAUCAUCGCCGGCGUCCUACCCGAGCAAAAAGCCGACAAGAUCCAAUACCUCCAAAAGACCCUCCACGGAACAGGAACAACCUCCAAACGCGCCCUCAUCGCCAUGGCAGGUGAUGGAAUUAACGACUCCCCCGCGCUGACGGUAGCUGACGUGGGCAUCGCUAUCGGGUCCGGUUCCGAUAUUGCCAUUUCCUCUGCUGAAUUUGUUCUGGUUACUUCCGGCCUUGGGUCUCUGUUGACGCUGGUUGAUCUCAGCCGGGCUGUGUUCCGACAUAUCAAGUUUAACUUCGGGUGGGCGUUGGUGUAUAACUGCGUUGCUGUACCGGUUGCUGCUGGCGUUUUCUAUCCUAUUGUCAGCAAUGGGAGUCAUGUGCGGUUGGAUCCGGUCUGGUCUAGUUUGGCUAUGGCGCUGAGCAGUGUUAGUGUGGUUUGUAGUAGUCUGUUGAUGAGGACUCGGAUUCCGUUGGUGGGCUUUCGGUCGAAGAAGAUAAAGGCCCUAGAUACUCAACUUAGCAUCCAUUUCUCGGAGGAUGAUGCGCGAUUGAGACAAGAAGAAAUACAGCUCAACCAAACCCUCUUUGUACCUACAUGA
Aspergillus glaucus CBS 516.65 is the source of this 3393-nucleotide messenger RNA. RefSeq lists its product as uncharacterized. The record is from RefSeq and is a predicted model, not a curated record. The transcript has 4 exons. Lineage: Eukaryota; Fungi; Ascomycota; Eurotiomycetes; Eurotiales; Aspergillaceae. Gene Ontology annotation, molecular function: ATP hydrolysis activity; copper ion binding; ATP binding. Bases 1 to 3393 code for a protein of 1130 amino acids. Gene Ontology annotation, biological process: monoatomic cation transport; copper ion homeostasis. Gene Ontology annotation, cellular component: membrane.